UUUAAACGCUUAGAAAUACUAUUCCCCAUUUGCCUGUCUACGCAUUAUAAAUGCAAAACGAUUUCGAAAAACUGUCUUCCUAAUUAAAAGCGACUCAAUGAAUUGAUUAACAUUUUUGUAAAUUGGAAAAUCAUUAUUUAAUUUCGAAACCAUAAAAUUGCAUACACGACCAUUGUUCCAAUCAGUUCAGUGUUAGCCGUGCUACGGAACGGCGAAUUUUGUUUUAAGAAACCAGACAGAACAACAGGUGGUUACACACAGUUAUAUCGGAAUAAGGAAUUCCAUAUAACGAAUUGGGAUUAACAGCGCAAAAGGAUAAUUGUGCAAAGCUGAAAAUAACAAAAUGUCAGCUGCAACGGAGACAGUGCAAGAGGCGAUUACACAGGCCUCGGCCAGCGGUGGUCUGGGCGCCUUGUGGACAGCUUUGAUCGGUGUGGUGGUGAUUGCGGCCUUGUACGAGUACUGGCGACGUAGCUCACGUGAAUAUCGUAUGACCAAGAAUAUACCCAGUCCACCGGAGGUGCCCGUUUUGGGUAAUGCGCAUUUAGUGCUCGGCUGUUCGAAUGCGGAGGUUGUCGCCAAGGGUAAUACCUAUCUGGAAAAGUAUGGUGAAACAUUGCGUGCUACACUGGGUCAUGUACUCAUCGUAUUCCUCACUAAUCCCAACGAUAUUGAGAUUAUCUUGAGCAGCAACAAUCACUUGAAUAAAUCCGAAGAGUACCGUUACUUCAAACCAUGGUUCGGUGAUGGUCUGCUCAUUAGCAGCGGUAAUCACUGGCGUCAUCAUCGCAAAAUGAUUGCACCCACCUUCCAUCAGAGCAUUUUGAAGAGUUUCGUACCGACUUUUGUGCAACAUUCCAAAAAUGUUGUGGAACGUAUGGCUAAGGAAUUGGGUAAGGAGUUCGAUAUUCACGAUUACAUGUCACAAACCACUGUGGAGAUCUUGCUCAGCACCGCUAUGGGUGUGAAGAAGAUACCGGAGGGUAACAAGAGUUUCGAAUAUGCCAAGGCUGUCGUGGAUAUGUGUGACAUCAUACACAAGCGUCAAGUGAAAGUCAUGUACCGUUUGGAUGCCAUUUACAAUAUGACUAAAAUGCGUCAAAAGGGUGAUAAAAUGAUGGACAUCAUCUUGGGCAUGACCAAGCGUGUGGUUAUGGAACGCAAGGCGAACUACAGCGCGGAAGGUAAUGGUAUUGUUGAGGAGGUCGAUGAGACGGCAAAGAAAGCGGCUGCCAAGAAGGUCGGUGGUCUGCGUGACGAUUUGGAUGAUAUCGAUGAGAAUGAUGUAGGUGCUAAACGUCGUCUGGCGUUGUUGGACGCUAUGGUGGAUAUGGCUAAGAACCCCGAGAUCGAGUGGAGCGAGAAGGAUAUUAUGGAUGAGGUUAACACCAUUAUGUUUGAGGGUCAUGACACUACAUCGGCUGGUUCCAGCUUUGCACUGUGCAUGAUGGGCAUGCAUAAGGAUGUGCAAGAGAAGGUCUUUGCAGAACAGAAGGCUAUCUUUGGUGAUAAUUUGAUGCGUGACUGCACCUUCAACGAUACCAUGGAAAUGAAAUAUUUGGAACGUGUCAUUAUGGAGACACUGCGUAUGUACCCACCAGUACCGUUGAUUGCACGUCGCGUCGAUAGCGAUGUGAAAUUGGCUUCAGGCCCUUAUGUUGUGCCGAAGGGCACCACUGUGGUGGUACUACAGUAUCGCGUACACCGACGCCCCGACAUUUAUGCCAACCCUGAUAAGUUCGAUCCCGACAACUUCUUGCCCGAGCGCAUGGCCAAUCGCCAUUACUACAGUUUCAUACCAUUCAGCGCUGGUCCACGUAGUUGCGUUGGUCGUAAGUACGCCAUGUUGAAGCUAAAGGUGCUGCUCUCCACCAUCAUUCGUAAUUACACGAUUCACUGCAAUGAGACCGAGGCGGAUUGGAAGCUACAGGCUGAUAUUAUUUUGAAAUUGGAGAACGGUUUCAAUGUGGUGCUACAGAAGCGACAACCGGUUGUGGCGAUUAGACAAACAGUGCUUUGCAGUAGCGCCAGAAGUGCAGUUGUCAUAAACACAAUGGAUUUAAUAAACACAACCAGACCUGAACAACAAUAUAUUACAGUAUCAAAGCAGCACAUCCUGUCGAGUCCUUUAUAUGUCAGUUUGAUCGGUGCAUUGCUGGCUUUAGUAUUAUAUGAUAUUUGGUUUCGCAAUACCGAUGCUUACAAGAAGCUGAAAAGUAUACCUGGACCGCCGGUGCUGCCGCUUAUUGGCAAUGCGCAUUUGCUGUUGGGUCUUACUCCCACCGAGAUGGUGCAGGAGGCACUCAGAUACUUGCAUUACUACGGUGAGACAAUCAGCGGUUGUUUCUUCAACUUUAUGGUAGUCUUCCUCACCAAUCCGGCCGACAUUGAAAUCAUACUCAACAGCACCGUACACAUGGAGAAGUCCGAUGAGUAUAAAUACUUUCAGCCCUGGUUCGGUGAUGGUCUACUCAUUAGCAAGGGCGCACAUUGGCGUCAUCAUCGCAAAAUGAUCGCACCCACCUUCCAUCAGAGUAUACUUAAGAGUUUCGUGCCAACUUUUGUGCAGCACUCCAAGAAUAUCGCGAAACGCUUGGAAGCCAAAUAUCUGGGCCGUGAGUUCGACGUACAUCAUCAUAUGAGUCAGACGACGGUGGAGAUACUACUUAACACCGCUAUGGGCAUGAAACAGUUACCCCCAGGCAGAGAAUGUGCACGAUAUGCCGAAGCCGUGUUGGAAAUGUGUGAUAUACUGCAGAAGCGUCAGAUUAAGGCGCACUAUCAUUUCGAUUUCCUUUAUCGUUGGACGAAAUUGCGUCAGCGUUGCGAUAAAAUGAUGGACAUUAUCUUGGCAUUAACGAAGCGUGUCAUCGCCGAGCGGCGUGAACAUUUCAAUUUCGAAACAGAUGGCGUGUUAGAUCAACAGGAUGUGCUAAAUGCGCGGGCGUGCGAUCGGAAGAAGGAAGGACUGCGUGACGAUUUGGAUGAAAUCGAUGAAGCGAAUGAUGUGGGUGCUAAACGUCGUUUGGCUUUCUUGGACGCGAUGGUGGAGAUGACAAAGAAUCCGGAUAUUGAGUGGACAGAGAAGGAUGUGAUGGAUGAAGUGAAUACGAUUAUGUUUGAGGGUCACGACACCACCGCCGCCUGUUCCAGUUUUGUACUCUCUCUACUUGGCAUCCAUAAAGACGUGCAGACACGAGUAUACGAGGAGCAAAAACAAAUAUUCGCCGACGACACUGAGCGCGAUUGCACCUUUGCCGACACGCUAGAAAUGCAGUACUUGGAGCGUGUAAUCAAAGAGACGCUGCGACUCUAUCCACCAGUACCGGUGACAGGCCGCAAAGUUAACGAGGAUGUACGAUUGGCCUCCGGACCAUACACAAUACCGAAGGGAACGACUGUUGUGCUGGGAACUUAUGCGGUGCAUCGACGUGCCGAUUGCUAUGAGAAUCCGGAUAAAUUCGAUCCGGACAAUUUCUUGCCGGAGAAGGUGUCAAAGCGACACUACUACAGCUAUGUGCCCUUCAGCGCGGGUCCACGCAGUUGUGUUGGACGCAAGUAUGCCAUGUUGAUGCUGAAAGUACUGCUCUCGACGUUGGUGCGUAAAUUCGCAAUACACUCGAAUGUGGAUGAGACGCAAUUUCAAUUACAAGGUGACAUCAUAUUGAAAUUAGCUAAUGGCUUCAAGGUUGUGCUGACCACACGUCAGCACUGAGAAGUGUGUGUAAAUAAAUAUGAAUUUUUUCGCAUUUCAAAUGUAAUCAAUAAUCAUAAGACCUUGAUUGUCGCAUUUUGUAUUUGAAUAUGUAUAUGGUUUGCAUAUUAAAGUAGUUUAUACUCGA
Messenger RNA from Zeugodacus cucurbitae (melon fly), 3842 nucleotides. RefSeq lists its product as uncharacterized. The transcript is spliced from 7 exons. Bases 344 to 3715 code for a protein of 1123 amino acids. NCBI's taxonomy places the organism in Eukaryota, Metazoa, Arthropoda, Insecta, Diptera, Tephritidae. The record is from RefSeq and is a predicted model, not a curated record. Gene Ontology annotation, molecular function: heme binding; oxidoreductase activity, acting on paired donors, with incorporation or reduction of molecular oxygen; iron ion binding.